Molecule: messenger RNA, 1308 nt
Organism: Sabethes cyaneus
Lineage: Eukaryota; Metazoa; Arthropoda; Insecta; Diptera; Culicidae
Exons: 3
Coding region: 1-1308 (435 amino acids)
Source: RefSeq, a predicted model, not a curated record
AUGGACGUUAAGUUGGCCGCCGUCCCAGCAUCGGUGCACGUCUCGACAGGUGUACGGAGCAUUGCACAGGCAGAGCGUACAGAACGCAUCGGUGGAGUAACGAGCGGGACGGAGCAAACCAAGCUUGGACAGAAACAUUACGAGGGCGGAUCGGUUCGCGUCUCGACAGGCGAAGUGGUAGUGCAGUGGCGAACUCAACUGAGUAGUGCUGAGCCCAAUAAGAAACCCUGCGAGGGUGGCCAAACAAUGAUUCUUCUGGGUUAUGGCCCCAAAUUUGCCUUGCCUUUCGAAAGUAAUCGAGAAGUCCCGUACUUCAAGAUUAUAGCAGACUUGGAAUCAAUUCUCAAACUUGAAACCGACGAAUCGCUACAAGCAGCAAACCGAAACCGUUUUACCAACAUCAUUCAAAACCAUUUAAACAAAAGAAAAAACGGUCUGCUUGAUCCUACAGCUGAUUCUGUCAACCGUUUCCUGAUGAGAGCUUACCACAUUUCCAAAAAGUUCAUCCGUGACAAUCCCGACAUAUAUAUUGUACCAGCCGAUAAGGGAAAUAAAACCGUAAUAAUGAAGAAAGAAGAAUAUGAAGAAAAAAUGAAAACCCUUAUCGAUGACGACGAUACAUAUGAGCGGAUAGAUACGGAUUUGACCAACAGAGUGCAAACAAAAAACAACCAGCUUGUUAAUGCUUUACACGAUCAAAAAAUGAUCGACCAAAAAGCCAGGUCUAUGCUAAUAACAUAUAACGCAACCUGUCCAAGAAUCUAUGGACUUCCCAAGAUUCACAAACCGGGAAGUCCAUUGAGAAUCAUACUCUCGUGCAUCAACUGCCCGACAUAUGAUUUAUCAAAAUAUCUUGCAAACAUUAUCAGAUUAUCGAUCGACCAAAACAAAUAUAACGUACAAAAUUCGUACGAAUUCUGUUCAUUCAUCUACAACAUUUCACUUCCAACAGGCUAUGUGUUGGUCUCGUUCGAUGUCGUCAGUUUGUUUACUUGCAUACCGAGAGAUUUGAUUAUGGCAGCGGUAAGAAAUAACUGGAAUUCGAUCGAGAAAAACACAACAAUCAAAAACAUAGAUAUUUUCUCCAAUCUAAUUGACUUUAAUCUCUCAUCCAGUUAUUUCGUUUACCGGGGAACACAUUUCCGGCAAAAGUCAGGAACAGCUAUGGGCAAUCCUUUAAGUCCUGCUCUUGCCGAUCUGGUAAUGGAAACAUUACUUGAUUAUGUGAUAGAAGCGAUCGAUAUACCGAUUCCAUUUAUCAAAAAAUACGUCGACGAUUUGAUCACCGCUCUACCGAUAUUUAUAUAG